Molecule: messenger RNA, 1551 nt
Organism: Cryptotermes secundus
Lineage: Eukaryota; Metazoa; Arthropoda; Insecta; Blattodea; Kalotermitidae
Exons: 2
Coding region: 119-892 (257 amino acids)
Source: RefSeq, a predicted model, not a curated record
GUAAAGAUUGGGGUCAAUUACAUACGUUAAGUGCAGUGUAAAAGGUCUAAAAUACGUAGCAUUGUAAGUUUUGUGAAAUGUUAGGCGUGUUAAUUCUACUUAGUUUCCGUUGAAGAAUAUGCUCAGUGUAUCCAGAAAGACGAGAGAGGUGUUCGGCAAUAUUACUGACAUACAAAACUUGGUCGAUGUAAUGGCUUCUGACAUUCGUAGGGCAGUAACGGACGCAGAAGUUCAAGGAGGCGAACUUAGUCCUCAAACAAGUGCUGUAGAACCCUGCAUAUCAACAGAUUCACCAGGUCUGCAGUAUGAGCAGGAUAGCUUGUCCAACAUGUCACCAGCAGAUGAAUUGUCCAAAAACAGUUCAUUCCUUCUAAAUCAGAAAUUCACAAAAGAUGAUGCUCUGAAAAACUGUGGUGACUGGGUGGACAAUCAGUCAUCUCACAUAGAAAAGAAGAAUGAGGGUUCUAGGCCAUCACAGAAAAGGAAGCAGGCACCAUUAUGCGAAGAGCAAUGUGACUCCCCAGAUGAGAAUGAUGAUGCAGAUAGCGUUGUAUCAUCUGCUUGCAGAAACAAGCGCAGGCGCAAGGCAGUAAAGAUGAAAGAUGAGCAGCUAGAUCUGCAGUGUGAGUGGCAGGAUUGUGAUUAUGUCACUUGUAAUCUUGACCAAUUUGUGCGCCAUGUCAGCCUCCACAUACCACAUCUUGAGGUCAAAGUGAAUGAGGAUCAGGAAGGUAAUGGUUUUGUUGUGUACCCUAGGAUCCUUCCUGCUUCGAUAAGUAUUGAUGAUGUAAUGUGCCCAGUCAUCCACUUGUUCAUAUUAACUCCUGUUCCAUGUUCAAAUAUCCCAGAUGAAUUUAUUGGUUUGAAAAUAGGAAACAGAGAUGGAAACUAACAAUUUAGACAUUAACGCUUUUCAUGCCAUGAGCCGAUUAAAUUGCAUUUCCACAGCCAAACAGAUAGGCUUGAUAUCAGUCAUUUAGAACAGCAUUUCUGUUAAUAGAUGGGAUCAAGUGUAGUAUACUGAUGUUUGGGGGAAAGAAUAGACUUUCUUGGUGUCUACGUAUGGUCAUUUGAAGGUUAUCUGAGGAAGUACUGUGGAGUUUUCUGUGCAACAGUAUUUACCCCAAGCAGCCAAGCAGCAUUGCAUUUCUAGCCACUAGUUCCAUGGCAGGGCUUUGCAAGCAGAACAUGAGAGGGAUGUCCUUGACACUAUGAGAAGCUCAGCUGGAGGGACUUUAGACUUUUACAAAUAACCUUUACCUUGCACGCCAUUAUCUAAACAAUUUCCUUCACCAGAGAGCUCAGAGGUUUUAUAAGUGGGUUAGGAUUUUCAUCAUUAGACAGCAUGCUGCAUUGCAUGUCAUGUUAGAGCAGAAGAAAUACACUUCCAUUAUUUUUUGGCAUUUCCAUGAGGGAAACAUAAUUAAGUUGUAAAAAAUUGGCCAGAUUUCUGAGCACUAAUCGCAUAUCUGGUAAGAUUUUCUUGUAGAAUCAUGGCAGUCAAAGGGUUCAAGCAGAAUGAACCAUGGUAUGAUGGAAAUAACUUAGAAC